AAGCUUGACCUCCUGAGCUUUACCUCUUAGUAGGUAUGUGAUCUUGGGCAAAUGGUUAACUUCUCUGCAUCUCAGUUUCCUCAUCUCUAUAAGGGAAAUAAUAAGACUAUUUUGAGGAUUAGCUGAGUCAAUAAAGUGCUUAACACACGGCAGCAGGGUGAGUGCUCAGAAAUGUUGCUGUUCUCGUUCAUCAGACGUCCUUCUACAAGAGUUAACGGAGACACACACAGAGGCUUAGUCUCCUUUUGGUACGUGGUCAAAAAUGUCACCCCCAUCUCCCUCCACCAAAAGGCCUGUAUCCUCUCUUUCAAAUUCCUCCUACCCUGCCCACUCCCACUCCCCCUCCCCUGGCCCCUGGCCCCAGUGUGGUCUGGAUGGGCCCCACAGGGGCAGGGACAGGGACAGGACGUGGGGCUGUAUCUGACAGGAACCUGAGGGGCUGGCCCGGGAGGGGAUUGGGGCCCGGCUUCCUGAAGGGAGGAUGGGCUAAGGCAGGCACACAGUGCCGGAGAAGAUGCCCUUCUGGGCCCUCUUGAUGGUUACCUCCUGCCUCCUCCUGGCCCCCCAAAAUCUGGCACAAGUCACCAGCCCAGAUGCCUCCUCGCUGGCCUCGGACUCAAAGCCCCUGAAAUGUUUCUCUCGAACAUUUGAGGACCUCACUUGCUCCUGGGUUGAGGAAGAGGCAACGCCCACUGGAACAUACCAGCUGCUGUAUGCCUACUCAGGGGAGAAGCCCCGUGCCUGCCCCCUGACUUCCCAGAGUGUGCUCCCCUUUGGAACCCGAUAUGAGUGCAAGUUUCCAGCCCAGGAUGAAGUUCGCCUCUUCUUUCCACUGCACCUCUGGGUGAAGAAUGUGUUUCUGAACAAGACUCUGACCCAGCAGGUGCUCUUUGUGGACAGUGUAGGCGAGCCAGCUCCCCCCAGUAUCAUCAAGGCCAUGGGCGGGAGCCAGCCAGGGGAACUUCAGAUCAGCUGGAAGGCCCCCGCUCCUGAAAUCAGUGACUUUCUGAGGUACGAACUCCGCUAUGGCCCCAAGGAUCCCAGGAACUCCACUGGUCCCACAGUCAUGCAGCUGCUGCCCACAGAUACCUGCUGCCCAGCUCUGCGGAGGACAAAUCCAGCCCCAGCUCUGGACCCGCCACCAUGUGCUCAGCCCAUGAUGCCCCCACAGGAUGGACCAGAGCAGACCUCCCCAACUAGAGAAGCUCCAUCUCUGAUAGUGAUGGGUGGAAGCUGCCUCAUCUCCGGGCUCCAGCCUGGUAACUCCUACUGGCUCCAGCUGCGUAGCCAACCUGAUGGGGUUUCCCUCCUUGGCUCCUGGGGAUCCUGGUCCCUCCCUGUGACUGUGGACUUGCCUGGAGAUGCAGUGGAAAUCGGACUACAAUGCUUUACCUUGGACUUGAAGAAUGUUACCUGUCAGUGGCAACAACAAGACAAUGCUAGCUCCCAAGGCUUCUUCUACCACAGCAGAGCACGGUGCUGCCCCAGAGACAGGGAGCCCAUCUGGGAGAAGUGUGAAGAGGAGGAGAAAGAUCGAGGAUUAAAGCCCUCCCAGUUCGCCCGCUGCCGCUUCAAGUCACGAAAUGACAGUGUUAUCCACACCCUUGUGGAGGUGACCACAGCCCAGGGUGCUGUUCACAGCUACCUGGGCUCCCCUUUCUGGAUCCACCAGGCUGUGCUCAUCCCCACUCCAAACUUUCACUGGAGGGAGGUCUCCAGCGGGCAGCUGGAACUGGAGUGGCAGCACCCGUCAUCCUGGGGAGCCCAAGAGACUUGCUAUCAGCUCCGAUACACAGGAGAAAGCCAUCAGGACUGGAAGGUGCUGGAGCCGCCUCUCGGGGCCCAGGGAGGGACCUUGGAGCUGCGCCCGCGCUCUCGCUACCGUUUACAGCUGCGCGCCAGGCUCCACGGCCCCACCUUCCAAGGUCCAUGGAGCGCCUGGUCCGACCCAGUGAGAGUGGAAACCGCCUCCGAGACCGCCUGGAUCUCCUUGGUGACGGCUCUGCUUCUGGUGCUGGCCCUCAGCGCCCUCCUGGGCCUGCUGCUGCUGAGGUGGCAGUUUCCUGCUCACUACAGGAGCAUGAGGCAUGCCGUGUGGCCCUCACUUCCAGACCUGCACCGGGUCCUAGGCCAGUACCUUAGGGAUACUGCAGCCCUGAGUCCGCCCAAGGCUCCAGUCUCAGAUGCCUAUGAGGAACUGGAACCCAGCCUCCUUGAAGUUAUACCUAAGUCCUCAGAGAAGGCUCCCUUGCCACUAUGUUCCUCCCAGACCCAGAUAGACUACCGAGGAUUGCAGCCUUCUUGCCUGGGGACCAUGUCCCUGUCUGUGUGCCCACCCAUGACUGAGUCCGGGUCCUACUGCACCACUCACAUCGCCAACCAUUCCUACUUGCCACUAAGCUGUUGGCAGGUCCCUCGCUCCCAGUACCCUGGACAGAUCCAAACCCUCUAGCCCUCUCUUCCCAACCUCCCUCCCACCCCACCCCACAACACAAACAUCUCAGAGCUCACUUGCAUCCCCCUCUGUCUGCCCUUGUGGUUGUGAUUCACCACACUGAUCUUUCAAUACUGCUAUGACAUAAGUCCAGGAUCCUCCAGGCAAGGCUCAUUUGACUAAGCUCCUCUAACUUCCACCUUCUUCCUCUCCUUUUUAAUGCCAAGCUCCUCAAGAGGUCUGCACUUCCCCACUUCCCAUUUGCAUUUCAGACUACUUCAAUCUGUGCCCCUGCUACCACUUUGCUAAUGAAACUACUCAGGCAAGUUUGCCUCAAACUUUCUAAUUGCAAGAUCCAAUAGGAUCUUGUUAAUCCUCAAUUUUUUUGAUCUCUCUGUGGUAUUUGUCAUGUUGACUACUUAUUUCUCCUUUAAAUUCUCUCCUCUCUUAACUUUCAUAACAUCACCAUCUCUCCUGGCUCUGCUCCUGCAUCUCUGAGCAUAUUUACUAGAAGUUAAGAGCAUAAAUUCUGGAAUCAGAGCUGGGUUCAAAUCCUGUCUUUCCCACUGCUAGCUGUGCAACCUUGGGCAAAGAACUUAAAGUCUUUGAGUCUUAAUUUUCUCAUCUAUAAAUCAGGGAUAAUAACAGAACCCCAUAGAGUUGUGAAGAGGAGUAAGUGAGAUAAUCUAAAGCACAGUGCCUAGGACAUAGUAAGUGUUUGAUAUAUCUAAACUAUCAUAAUUACUCUUUCCUAAUCUCUUAUCCUGGCAUCUCUUCCACUCCUUAAUUUUUGCAGUCCCCCAUGACUCCAUUCUUAACCCAGUCUCCAAUCUGUCCAUUGUCAUUGCCUUUCCUAUAUGUGACCGCUCCAAAGUUCUCAUCUCCAGCCCAGACUUCUACUAAAUCACUUGUGAUGCUUUAUGCAAGUAACUGUGUAUACAUCUGCCUCCCGCUACUAGGUUGUGAGCUCCUUGAGGGCAAGGGCUAUGACUUAAUGGUCUUUUCCCCCCAGCACCUAGAGUAGUGCUUAAUGCAUGGUAGUAGGCCUCCAAUAAAUGUUUUCUAAAUGAAGGAAAUCUUUCUGUACAAUGCCACCUUAACCCCAUGCCAACGUCCCUCAUCCUUUAAGCCAUUCAUAUGCAGUGGUAAAUGUGCUUAGGUCAUUUUGGUUACGGAUUCCGCUGACCCAUUCAAAUUCUCAAACAAAUGGUAUUUUUUGCUGGCUCCAAACAUACCCACUGUGUCCAUCAGAGUCUUGGCAGAAAUAGAUGGCACACUCAAACUGGGUAUCUUGGGAGAGUUUAAUAAAGGGCAUAUUCAUAAAGAUAGGCAGGAUUUAAGAAAACCAUCAACAGUGCAGUACCCCAGGGCUAACAACAGCUGAGAGCUGGUACCAUCCCAGAGCAUCUAGAGGAUAAGGAGAGAGAGUGAUUACUAGAUAUGGAGAGAAUAGCUGUAAGAGAGGGCUGCCUGGCAGGAGCUGUAGCUUCCAGUAGAGAGAUACAGCCAACCUGUGGGGAUAUGCCAGGAAGGGAGCCGGGGGAAUAAAUAGCUCAUGCUCACCCCCCACCCCGAUCUCCUCUGUAUUAGUUUGCUAGUGCUGCCUUAACGUACUACCACAAACUUGGUGGCCUAAACAACAGAAAUUUAUUGCCUCCAGUUCUGGAGGCCACAAGUUCAAGGUGUCAGCAAGGUUGGUUCCUUCUGAGAACUGUGAAGAAGAAUCUGUACCAUGCCUCUCCCCUGGCUUCUGGUGGUUUCCUGGCAAUCUUUGGUUUUCCUUGGCUUGUAGAAGCAUCACCUCCAUCUUUGCCUUCAUCUUCACAUGGUGUUCUCCCUGUGUGUCUCUGUGUCCAAAUUUCCCCAUUUUAUGAGGGCACUAGUCAUAUUGUAUUAGGGCCCACCCAAAUGACCUCAUCUUAACUAAUUACAUCUGCAAUGACCCUAUUUCCCAGUAAGGUCACAAACUGAAGUACUGGGGCUUAGGACUUCAACAUAUGAAUUUGGGGGGGGGAACAAUUUAACCCAUAAUAUCCUCCCAUUGGUGGAACCCAAACAGAAACUAGAGCCAAAGGGGAUCCAUUGAUGCAGGCCACAUGAAUCAGCCUCACAGGGCACAGG
Equus caballus (horse) is the source of this 4555-nucleotide messenger RNA. RefSeq names its product MPL proto-oncogene, thrombopoietin receptor (gene MPL). NCBI's taxonomy places the organism in Eukaryota, Metazoa, Chordata, Mammalia, Perissodactyla, Equidae. The record is from RefSeq and is a predicted model, not a curated record. Gene Ontology annotation, biological process: thrombopoietin-mediated signaling pathway. Gene Ontology annotation, cellular component: external side of plasma membrane; membrane. Gene Ontology annotation, molecular function: protein binding; thrombopoietin receptor activity.